AUGAGAAAGGGCCAAGCAGGAGAGAGGAAAGGAAAGAGAAUGACCAGAAAAACAGUCGUGGCCUUCCAAUGGGGGGGGACCAAAAACACUGUGGGGUGCAAAAUGACCCUUAAGGAGAAAACAGAGGAGAAUGAAUCCUGGAGUCUGACGGAAAAGGACACCCCCAGUGCAGGGGGGCAUACAAUAGACCUACAGGAACCAAGAAUGAUAUACAGGCAAGAAAGAAACCUAAAAACCCCCAAUGCCCGAAAGAAUCAGGAAUCCAAUAAGAAGACAACAGCGAUUGAAUAA
Plasmodium inui San Antonio 1 is the source of this 291-nucleotide messenger RNA. RefSeq lists its product as hypothetical. The transcript has a single exon. The record is from RefSeq and is a predicted model, not a curated record. The coding region runs from base 1 to 291 and encodes 96 amino acids. Lineage: Eukaryota; Apicomplexa; Aconoidasida; Haemosporida; Plasmodiidae.